GGAUGGAAGUUGAUUUGUUGCAGGAAAUGAGAUUGAAGGAAAUUAAAGCAAGGCAGUAAGCUCAAGAGGAACUGGCGAAGGUAAGGGAGAAGCAGCUAGAGGACGAGCGCGAGAUGGAUAGAUUGCGCGAACGCAUGAGGGAACUGGAAUUUGAGAAAAGGAAACGAGGGCCAGUGACGAAUCUGAAGCCGCAGUUGGAUGAGGCGGCAGGGGUCUCCAUGCGAAAGACCGAUACUAGGGCUAACAAGUUGGUUAGUCCGACUAUGGAAGGUGGGGAGAGGGAGAAGUUCCUAAAGAAAGUCAGGAAGGACCUGAAGAAUCUUCGGAAAGAAGAAGUGCGGGGUAUCUGCGAAAAGGAGGGGAUCACGUACGACAAGUUGGACGUUAUGAAGGAAGAGAUUGCUCAGUUACGUACAACACGGGAAUUCAAGGAUUGCAAAGGUAAAGGUAAGCAGGCGGCAGUACAUGAAGUAUCGGAAGACGGGGUAAGCGAAGCAGGUGCCGAUGGUGACUCGGCAACUUCGUAAGUUUGAUCCCGAGCGUGACCGAUCUUUGGAGGUUAAUCAACUGUUCUUGUAAGC
This is a messenger RNA of Chara braunii, 581 nucleotides long. The record is from the annotation of a GenBank genome assembly. Lineage: Eukaryota; Viridiplantae; Streptophyta; Charophyceae; Charales; Characeae.